AUGGACGAGAAUUUCGGUCUCUGGUGUUUUGGACGACAAGUCCCGGGUCGUGGCGAACCGCUUUCCGUGCGAGACCCUGCUACAGGCCAGCUCAUCAGCAAGUGUCAAACCGCUUCCCCGCAAGACGUGCAGCACGCCGUCGAGUUUGCGCACCAGGUUUUCCAGUCUGGGUCGUGGUCAAAAGCUCCGAGACAUGUACGUGCCGACGUGCUCGAAAAAGCCGCGGAGCUUUUGGGCCUCCAGCUUCCUACGCUCAUCGAGCUGGAAGUGAAGCAAACUGGCCGCGCCAUCCGCGAGAUGAAGGCCCAGGUACCUUCUCUUCUUCGCUGGUUCAAGUACUAUGCGGGAGUGCUGCGCACCGAGGAGCGGCCGGUCUUGCCCACCACCGGAAAGCUGCACAACUGGCUGGACAGGGUGCCCCUGGGCGUCGUCGCGCAGAUCACGCCCUUCAACCACCCCUUGCUGAUUGCUGUGAAGAAGCUUGCUCCCGCCCUGGCGGCGGGCAACAGCGUGAUACUCAAGCCCAGCGAACUUACCCCCUUGACAAGUCUCCUGCUUGGCCCCAUCUUCUCGGCCGCCGGCCUCCCCGCCGGCGCCUUUACCGUUCUGCCCGGUCUUGGGCCAGUGACAGGCAAAGCGCUCGUCAGUCACCCCACGGUACGAAAGGUAGACGUGACUGGUGGGACGGCUGCCGGACGUGCUAUCGGCUCCAUUGUCGGGGGAAACCUUGCCCGGUACACAGCUGAGCUCGGUGGCAAAGCUCCCCUGGUUGUCUUUGACACGGCAAACGUUGAUGCAGCCGUCAACGGGGUCGCUUUCGGGUCCUUUGUUGCCGCCGGACAGACAUGCGUGGCGGCAACCAGAAUCCUCGCUCACAGCAGCCUCAUGCCGUCUCUUGUUGCGAAGCUGGAGCGCAAGUGCGCGUUCAUCAGGAAGAACAUGGCGUCUCCGUUGAAUGAAGAGUCCACCAUGGGCCCUCUCAUCUCCUCCAGGCAGCUGCAAAACGUGGAAACCCUCGUGGCCGACUGCGUCAGUGGCGGAACAGGAAGAGUCAUCUGCGGCGGCGCCCGGCUGACCGGGACUUCUGAGCUCGACGGCACAGACUUCUCAAAGGGCUACUUCUACCCGCCCACGGUGAUUGUGUCGACCUCGAAGGCCAGUGUCACCGCCUCGCGGCUGUGGAAAGAAGAGGCGUUUGGUCCCGUUAUCGUGGUGGUCGGCUUCGACGCGGAAGAAGAGGCAAUACAGCUCGCAAACGACAGCGACUUUGGGCUGGGAGCCGCUCUGUGGACGCAAGAUCUUAGCCAAGCCUUUAGAGUCUCGGAGAGAAUCAGCUCGGGGAUAGUCUGGGUGAAUACGCACCAUCGCAACGACCCCAGCAGUCCGUGGGGGGGGGCGUCGACCGCGAGCGGCGUGGGCAGCGAGAACGGCAUCGAAGCCUACCACGCAUACACCGCCAUCAAGAGCGUCAUCAUCAACUACGCAUCUACCGACGAGACGCUGGCCGCAGAGGACUGGUUUCAGGAAGGCCCCGGACAAGUGCGAUACGGCUGA
This is a messenger RNA of Ustilaginoidea virens, 1554 nucleotides long. RefSeq lists its product as uncharacterized. The record is from RefSeq and is a predicted model, not a curated record. Gene Ontology annotation, molecular function: aldehyde dehydrogenase (NAD+) activity. Lineage: Eukaryota; Fungi; Ascomycota; Sordariomycetes; Hypocreales; Clavicipitaceae. Bases 1 to 1554 code for a protein of 517 amino acids. The transcript has 3 exons.